AUGAGCACGACAGUUGUUGCAGCGACUCUCCUGGUUGCUAUUUCUGUCUUCUUCGCUAUGCGUCGUUUACGAGGAAGCUCGAAGGAGCCCAAGGCAGCAGAGCUCAUAGUUCGCUCGUCGGAAGCUGCCAUACGGCUCAACAAGCUCCUCGCAUCUGCUCUGCCAGAGGGCGUUGUCGUUUUGCCUCAAGAUGCUGCAACUUUCAGAAAGUCAAUGAACACCUACUGGGCGCAGCAGGAGUGUGAGGUUGUGCCAGCGUGCGUUUUCAGGCCUCAGAACGUCGACCAGCUCUGCACCGCCGUCACUAUUCUCAAAGGAGAGUACGACAGACGAAGGGAUCGGGAUGGUGAGAAAGGUGGGAUUAAGUCGGGUGGCUUAUUUGCCGUCCGUAGCGGCGGUCACUCAGCGGUCUCUCAUGCCGCGAGCAUUGAAGACGGUGUGAUGAUUGAUAUGAGCUUGUUUAGCGAUGUGACCCCAUCGGAGGACGGAUCGAGUGUCGUUAUCGGCGCAGGAGCCAGAUGGGGUCCGGUUUUUGAGACACUGGCUGCGAAGGGCCUUGCGGUUGCUGGUGGACGAAACUCACACGUUGGAGUCGGCGGCUUGACAUUAGGAGGUGGAAUUUCUUUCUUCUCUCAACGAGUCGGCUCGGUAUGCAACAACGUUCUCAGCUAUGAAGUCGUACUGGCCUCUGGAACGGCUGCCACGGCCUCGCCCACAUCUAACCCCGACCUCUGGCGUGCCCUAAAAGGCGGCGGUAACAACUUCGGCAUCCUCACCAGGAUUACUCUCCGCAGCUUCCCCUCCACCGAUAUCUGGAGCGGUUUCCUUUAUAUGCCAUCCGGCAGCGCCCAAAAGGCCCUCCAUGCCUUCUACGACUUUGUACACAGAGCUCACCCUGACAAUACUGGCGUUACAUAUGACCGUCACGCAUCCGGUCCCAUCGCUUGUUUCACUUAUCUACAGCAGCUUGGUAUCCAGGCCGUCUCGGUUAACCUUGUUCACACAAAACUCCCUGAGAAGAAGAACAAGUGGCCAGAGUGCUGGGAAACUUCGGGCUUCAAACCACUUUGGCGCUUUUGGAGCACCUGCAAGGUCCGUCCGCUCGCAGAUGCUUGUGAUGAGAUGAACUCUCUCAACCCCGCUGGUAGGCGGCAGGCCCUUGCCACGACAACUAUCAAGAAUGAUAUGGCUACUCUGCAAGCUGUUUAUACGGCUUAUAAAGAUGCCAUUGCGCCUAUCAAAAAAGCUAAUAUUAAGGGCAUGUCAUGGACGCUUGUCCUACAGCCCAUGCUAGCAAACUGGGCCGGGGAAGGCUGUGACGGAAACCCGUUCGGCUUAGCUGAUACUAAGGAGCCUCUUGUGAUUGUCUCUUUUACCGUCAACUGGAUUGAGAAGAAUGAUGACAAGCUCUGUCAGAAACUGACUCGUGAGGCAAUUGAGCAGAUCGAUGCUGCUGCUACUGCUAAUGGAACCAGCCAUCGGUAUCGAUAUAUGAACUACUGUGGAGACUGGCAGAGACCAUUUGAAGGAUACGGAGAGGAAAACGCAAAACUUUUGCGCAGUGUAAGCAAGAAGUAUGACCCAGACGGCUUGUUUCAGAGAGGCUGUGUAGGUGGGUUCAAGCUUGAUAUAGAAGACAGCUAA
This is a messenger RNA of Nannizzia gypsea CBS 118893, 1644 nucleotides long. RefSeq names its product FAD binding domain-containing protein. Lineage: Eukaryota; Fungi; Ascomycota; Eurotiomycetes; Onygenales; Arthrodermataceae. Gene Ontology annotation, molecular function: FAD binding. Bases 1 to 1644 code for a protein of 547 amino acids. The transcript is spliced from 2 exons. The record is from RefSeq and is a predicted model, not a curated record.